AUGUGCAUGCACCAGUGCCUACUGUCUUGCCUUUUAAAGCAGAAUUUCGUGCCGAAAAUGUGAUACCUAACUUGCCUCCGUGUGCAGCUUUUCUUUUUUUUUCCUAGUUUAGUUUUUAAGUUAUUUUCGAUUUCCAGAGAAACUUGUGCGUUUAAAAAUUAUACUAAAAUAGGCAUUUUUAGAAUGCGCGCAUAAUUUCUCUCUGGAGUUGUCUCUUCUUGUGAUCUUGCGCUAUCAUAUCUCUCCGAGUUUCACUUGAUCCUAAUGUACUUCGCAUUUUGUCAGAAAAAAAAGCAUAAUUUUCGCCUCCAGAAUUUCCCAUCCCAUCAAAUGUGAUAUCAGAAUUUUUUGUGAUUUCUUGCCUUUUAUAUGCCAAUCGUGCCUUUCUCAUUUCAAAAUCCCAUCCCACACAUAAUAUUGUCUUGAUAACGGGUAUUUCACGCCUUUGUUCUAUUUUCAAAAAAUUUUCUGUAUUUUUUCAAAUAAAAUAUCAUCUUAGGUUUCAAGUGGAAAUUUUUGUUCAUGCAAAUAAAAUUUAUCAAGCUUUCAAAUUUGUUUCUGUGAAUAUAUUUUUUUAGCUUGUAAAAUUAUUAGGAACGUUUUUUUUUGUUGCGAAAUUGAACAGGUGAUUUGUAGAAUGACUUUGACUUUCUUUUUUUGGACUUUGCGCCUUCACCUGUUGAAUCCUGCAUGAGACAGCAAAUAUAGUAAUUGAUUAGUCAAAUUGCUUAGGAUUUCUACAGGAAGAAAAAAAUAUAAAACUUCAAAGUUAGAAUUUUUUUCGGGAAACUCAAGCAAACAAUUUAAUUGAUUAAUAUCAUGUCAGAACCGUCAAACGAGAUGUGUAAUUUCAAGAUUUUCAGAUUGUUUUGAUUAUCCUGAUGGACUGCUCAUCCGUGAUUUUCGAAAUUCUGAGGGCUUCGCUGAUAACGAAAAAGCCGACGAGACGUGUAAUUAGGCGGUGCCAAUAAUCGGUGAUUAAAGGCUCCUCCCACACGAAAGCUGCCCCUCGGCAGGAAAUGGCUUCCGAGCAACGCCACCUUCCAAUUCGCUGACUCGUGAGCUUUCUUUCACUUACAAAGUCUAUCUACUACAAACAGUUGAUUUCAAGUUACCAUUUUUCCAACAUGCGUGAAUAUCGGCGCGAUUAGGUCGAACAGAUACAGCUUCACAGUAAACUAGUUAGAAGCAAAUAAACUUCGCUCAGCAUUCAUAAAUUAGUAGAAAAUUGACAUUUUGCAUGGUCCUUUUAAUCUCGCGCCAUAGAUAAUUAGGCGGCGAAUGCGAAAUUUCGCCCGUGGCGGUAAUUACGAGGACCCAGGCCGCAUUCAUUUACAUUUUUUCGCGAUAAUGGCUGUUGGUUGGACGCGAUUGUGUCCGUGUGUGGGCAAGUCUACAAAUUGAGCACAAAAUGCUGCGUAAUGAGCUCGCGACGAGCUGGACCAAAGCCACACGCGCCAAAAUUAGCCAAAAUUGCUGUGCUCUUCGCAGUCCUUUGGCCCGCACUUCUACGUAAAUCUCAACGAUAUCCGCUUUCAGACUCUUUAUUAGCUCAUUUAUUCAUUUUUCUUAGUUUUAUCUUCUCUCUAUUCGCCUUAUAGAAGCUAGCAAUUUAAAAUUGAUUGGUAUAGAAACACUCGGAGAAACGGUCGCCUUUGUAACACAUCUCCGAGCAAUUUUAUCUCAAAUGUUUUCCAUUUAGUUUUGCUAGCUUAUGUUAAUGUUCCAUAAAAAUUUUAGACGCAAGCUCAAGAACUUUCACAGAGUGUCAAAGACGACCAGAAUUACUUCAAAUGGUCCUAUCAAUUCUACUUUUUCUCCUCCUUUCUAACUUCAACUUCACUAGUUCCAAUCAUCCUGCGAGACACUGCGAAAAAUGAUUGGAAAAUCAAAUAUCAGCGAAAUUUUCGAUGACGUCCUGUUCGAUAUUUGUCAUGUAGCCAGAGGAAUUUUACGACGGCCACGUUUCCAACGAAUCCUUUUUCGACUUCUUAUUCUGAUAACGUCCUCGUUCUGAAUGUCCUCAAAACAAAUCAUAGAAUGAGAUCAUAAUAGAAGAACUCAAGGAUCAGGAUCAUAAUGGAGGAAAAAAGGAAGAAAAUAAAUAGUUGAAAAGUCAAAAGUCAGGAAUGUUGUUGUCUAAAAGUUUCCCAGCGAUAUGGAAGCGGAUAAGUUUCUGUCGCAAAAUUCGCGGAUCUUUAAUUCGUACGAUCAACAGUUGUACACAAGUGUACGAUAGCUUUAGUUCGAACAAGAUUCGACUUCAAUGUUUGAGCUAGGGAAUCCGACGACGCAUUUGUAUGUAAUCGGUGAACUGAUGCGCGUUUCCGGAAAACGUCCGGUCAUAGCUUGGAUAUCGUUUCGAUAAAUGAUGAAUCUCAAAACAGGACUCUCUUGCCCAUGCACAAUUUCAGUUAGGGAGAAGAAGUUUGUUUCGGGCGACAAGUUAUUUGACGUUUAUAAGACUUUUCUGAUUGCCUCGAGGUGUUUUUGGUCUUUUUUACUCUAUUCCUUCUUAAUUUCGCCUUAAAUUUGUGAUUCAUAAUAAAUCAGAAAUUCUCCUAGAAACUGUGAAAAAUUUUUUUCUAGGAGCUCUACUGUUCUUUCUAUUAUUCUAGCUUCUCUUAGAAACAUGAAUAUCGCAACAUUCUAAAGAGAAUCAAUCUGUUCGGAGCUUUGGAUUAUUCGGAAGUAGGUUGAAAACACUAAUUGAUCCGCUAGAUGAAUAACCUCGAACUGGACAGCACCUUAAAAACGGUUGAGACUCACAGGAUAUCAUACAACUAAGAAAGAUUCCUCAGACAGUCUUCAGAAAAGUAGGAAAAUAUUAUAUAACUUUCAUUUUCAGUUGUUAAUUCCUUGCUCAUUCCAAAAAAUAGUCAGUAGUGUCUUCCGUCAUUGCGACUCUCAUCGUAUGACCUCAAGGUCUGAUAAUUGCAGAAGCGUGGGCUCUGUACAAUGCGAGAAUUGCGUCAGAAAACUCUUCCGACAGGCCAGGAUGUCAAAUAAGCGGCGAAAUAUUGGAGGAUGCGAUUAAGAAAUUGCCUAAUCUUGCCAUGAGGCGAAUGUAUUCGGGUCGCCUUGGCUACCUCUCAGUGAAUAUGAAGAACCGGACCCAUCUCACUCCGCCUCUCCUGCUCAACAUCUCAUUCGUUAAUUUCAUUUUCCCGAGCAGCGGGCACAGGUCUCACGAGUCUGAAAUAAAAGGGACGGCUCUAGAAAUUUCCUUUCGGUGAGAUUAAUGAUGAAAAAAGGACUCUCGGGAAAGUAGUCGACAGGAAAUUGGCCAGGGCGAAAAAUGUAAAACGAAACAUCCUGGCCGCCGACAUUCGAUAUGAGUGAACGUACUCUUAAUAAAAUUUUUAUGCUCACUGUGGGAAACGCGUCUAUUCCUCCAUUAUUUGCCCACGCUUCGACCAAUCGCUUGGCCCAGCAAGGUUCUAACUUCCAUCGCACGCGCUAAUUGAAUAUUUUCCAUCACACGGCUGGUCCCGAUCUCCAAAAACGUGUCUAAAUAAUUAGUAAUUGUAAUCAAUUUGUUUUUCCUUGCCUCGGCCUGCCUAAUUCCGCGCUUGCCUACACAUUUUCCUAAGUCGACAGGUGAUAACGAAAUUUUUUCUCAAUUUACUCAUCUCCCCGUGACACACGUUUCUUAGUGAUUUUGACUUUUUUUUUUCGAUUGGUGACUUAAUUUCUCGUAAGGAUCGCAUUUGUGAUAAGCAGAUAGUUAGACACGUCUCAUGCAAUCGUCGCCGUCGACUAUAAUUAUCGAUUCGCCGUCUCUGCAUAAUUAUGCGCGCAUCUGAGACGAAUUAGAGAGAAUCGUCGGGCGAGUCUGACUGGGCCAAUUAUCGAUCCAUCAGUCCUCGGUAAUUUACUUUUCUCGUUCCACCACUUCUUCAACUUUUUUCUUCGUGUUGCUAUCGGUGUCCUCUGACUGAAGCUUCGAACUCCCUCUAAGAGAUCAAUCGAUCCCUCGUGUGAUCUCCUUCCGUCCCGAAGUUGAGCUAUCUCAAAGAGGAAAUCCAUCAGUUUUCAUAGUUUCAGCUCGCAACGAAUUUUUCGAUUUUCUCAUCGAAAAUCGCUUCUUGUCGGCAUCAAAGUACAUAAAGCCUUCUCGAAACACUUGCUCAGCCUUAUCAGAAGUAGUACUCCGUAGUAAUUGACCUUCUUUGUCAAAGGUGCCAAACCUUAACGCCGAAUUUCGAGUGCUCAGAGAAAUCUAUAUGUCUCAAUUUUUCAUAGGUUAAGGGCGAUCGUUUGUCUUCUGUUAAAAAUUAAAUUAGACGUUAAGAGAAUUAUCCCAAAAGGAAAACAACAAUCAAUUUUUGCCUAAUAUGUUUCAUCAAAGUGGAUAAUGAUGAGGAAAAAAAACCAAUUUUCUAAGAAAUACUAAGGAUAUUGAUGAACUUAAAAGUUAACACAGCUUCACAGAGUUGUAAAUAGCCUUCGUUUCGAUUGAACUUGAAUAGACCAAAAACGAGCCUAAUUCAAUAAAAUAGUUUGUUAAAACAGAAAGCUGAUGAACGAUAGUUACGGUUUGACCCUGUGAUUUGUGGCGUUGAUUCGCUUUGUUGGCAGUCGGCAGUUGUGAGCGGAGGGCGGCCUAAUUAUCGAUCCAUCGGCUCGCCAAUUAACACACCGGGUUCCUCGAAGCUCUCGAGCUGUCCUCAGGCUGGCCUGUCCAUAUUUGCCUCUGUCAUUAUGAGCCGCACCUUUAUCCGCUGUUUACCUGUUCAUCAUACCCCUUUUUAUCUCGUCCCCUUCCAAUCUUUUCCUUUUUCUUCCAUUUUUUAUCGUAGAAGUUUUUUUUGGCUAAGCAGUCCAAGUUUCAAAGUUUUUUUUCCAUUCGAAUUCAUCUUGGCUUUUCUCAAAAUUGAUACUGGUCCAAAGGUAUUUUUUACUGAAUUUUCUUCAGAAAAUGGAUUUUGCCCUCCAUCACAAAAUCGUCUAGUUCAAUGAAGAAAAAAAGUAUGUUAUUUUUUUAAAAAAAUGUAUCAUACGAAUCUCCAUUAGUUGAUUAUUGUUUUUAUUUUUAUUUCACAUGUAAGAGGACACUUUUUUAAUAAGAAAAGCACCGAUUUCGACAUCAAAAAGGUCUAAACUUUUUCUAGAAAGGCCUGUUAGUCGAGUCGUUUGAGUACGAAAUAUAAACUUUGAUUUUCUUUAAAAUUAAUACUGUAUUUUUCAUAAAUUUUCAAAAAAUCCUUUUUUUCUCACGUCAGAUUCCUUCGCUCUUUUCUAUUGGGACGUUUUUUUUUGUUUUUCUUAUAAAUUUCACAAUCCUUUUUUUACGUUUGAAAAAAAUUAUCUGCUUCAGCAUUUCUCAUUCUCAACGCUCAUUUUACAACUUUCCUCCGCAAACUAUUCGGAACAUCCUUAAAAGACCGUUUUUGCAGUGAUCAUGUACAUCCUAAUCAACUUGGAGCGGCACAAACCGAUGAUGGGCGACAUCGUUUCCCACUUGGUACGAGGGUAUUCCAUUUCUAUAAACAAGCAUAGCAUCACCUUUUCACGUUUUUCUUUUCGUUCGCGUGUUCACAUCAAACAAACAAAAAACAGAGACCUUUCUCAAAGAAUCCGUUGAUUUUUUUGAUCGGAAAAAAUAAGUAGGCUUUCUCAAACAACAUAAAUCGCAGGUGACAAACUACGGAGUGCCUCUGUCGAUCGUCGACUCCGUUGAGAAGCUGUGUCCGAACUGCGGCGUCGGCAAAGCCUCGACAGCCAAGGAGAAGCUGGAGGACUCCAAAGACACGCCCCUCGUUCUCCCGCAUUCCGCUCCCAGAAAGACACCGACCCCUCCAGCCACCACGUGCUCUCCUCAUUCGGAUCGUCCUGUUUCUGUCAAGUCUGUGAGUAUUGCUCAUGUUACAGCCGUCGUCAGUAUUUUCGUCCGAAUUUAAGCGAAAGUUUCGCACAAUUUUCAUUUUUACAAAUUAUUUUGAAUAAUUUUCCAAACGUUCGCAAUGUCUAAAUUCUCAUCGGUUCCAGGGUUUUUUUUAUUUCUCUUUUAAGAAAAUAAAAAUGUUUUUCAUCUUGUCAUUUUGGAGUCAUUUUGGAGUCAUUUUGGAGUCCCUCAAACUGUUUAUCUCUAAAUUUCUUCGAUAUUUUCGACCAGCUGUCAUGGGAUCGAACAUCAUUAUUCAUUAUGUCAGUUUUGUGUCAAUGUUUCCAGAUUUUCCAAAUCCGGCUAAAACCACCUUUUAAGUAAAAAAUAACCUUUUCUUCAAAUAUGCACAUCUCCUACCGUUCUUCUCAACGGAAGAGACUGGUUUUCAAAGUUGUAAAAAGCCAUGUUCAUUUUUUUUCUGAAUUUAAAUGUUUGCCUUCUGAAGGCUUCAGUUUUGGCUUCUUACUCACAAUAAUUGAAACAGUGGAUUGCAGGAAGUUCGUUGUGAAGAGUUCGACGAAUGGAAACCGUCGUCGUCGGUCUCCGGCUCGGCGACGCCCACCAGUCAUCGCGUCAUCGAGAGCGCCAUCGCCCAGGCUCUUCAAACCAAGUUUGUCGACUUCCGUCCAUUUUUGGGCCACUUUCAAUUAUCCCCGAGUUGUUGUUCAACGUCGCUAAUCUUUGUAGCUCUCUUCUGCAAAGUGUCGCCAGCGAUGAGGGAUCGUCUUCCAGCGUCAUCGAUGACGAGGAAAUGGCGAGCUUUUCUUCUUUCCGAAUAUACUCUCAAAGGGAGACGAAAAUUUGAAACUCUGAGUUCAAAAAAUAAUCAAUCAAAUUUAAUACAUGGGGUUUCAUAUCAUAGAUGCUGAUUAACUGGUUCAAAAGUCGCGUUUGAGUAAUAGUACCAGAAACAGUCUUUCGCCAACUAGAAGUCCAAAAAGGUUCCAGAGAAGUGGAAUUUCUGAUCUAACGGUCUUUUUUCUUUUUCUGUAUGUAGUUCAACCAUCAGACGAAAAGCUCGGCUAGGAAAACUUUGAAGCAUGAGCUCAUAAUUGAAAGUUUGGAUGAAGAGCUUUCAGCUCGAUUGAAGGUUUCCAUUUUCAGAAAAGGGACCCUGAAAAUCCGCUAUUUAGUUUUAGUUAUUUACAAAUCGUAAGCCGCUACUCCCUGACCUCACUUAAUGACCUCAUUUCGAAAACGAGAAAUACAGGAGUAAACAUUUUUUUUAUACAUUUAUUUAAUUUAUGCGAAAAAUUGGAAGAAUAGGAAGAACCUGUAAAAAUUUUUUUAAAUCAAUUUUUUUCAGUUAAAGUGUCAUUAUUUCAUAUAAAUUUAAUGGACUUUUUUAGUUCGUUUAAUCAUGCUAUAAAAUGUCUCAUCUUUCUUUUUCCUCACCAGGGAAUGGUCUCAGCUCACAGUGAGACUUCUGAAUGAGACCAAUUUCACUAGAUGUAGUUUUUCACGCUGAUUCCAAAUCUGCUUUCAAAAGUUGCCCAAUACGUCUGUGAAAAAAGUUAUGGACCCUCAAAAGUCGAAAAUUUCAGUGUCUCCGAUUGAGCUCAUUUUUGUAGGGUAUGUAGAUCUUGUCCCUUUGGUCACGAAAAACCAUUGAAAUUUUCUCAAAAAAAUUUCGCAGCCCAGAUAUGAUCUUUCAAAGCCCCGCCAAACAUAAGAGAAUGCGCGCGCGGUGUGGUAUUGCUAGCCGGCGACCGUCGAAGCAACGGCAACAAGGAGCAGUGGAAAAGCGGCGGACUGGGGAGCACGAGGUCAUAGGUUCGGUCCCCGUCCUCUGCAAAAUUUUUUUGCAAUCUUUCCUUUUUUGGAUAAUUCCGUCUAACUGCUCCUUUCUUGAGUUUUGAAGCGUAGAAUUAUGAGAAAACUUCUUUUUCAACCUUUAUAAACACCUGGACUUAUUUUUUUGUCAAAAAAAUUUUUAUUCAUGAAAUUUUUUUCGUGAUUUUUCCAUGUGUAUGAGCAUGGGUUGGAGUAUGAAAAUUUUUCGAAAAAAAAAUUUUUUUGCAAUCUUUCCUUUUUUUGGAUAAUUCCGUCUAACUGCUCCUUUCUUGAGUUUUGUAGCGUAGAAACAUGAGAAAACUUCUUUUUCAACCUUUAUAAACACCUGGACUUAUUUUUUUGUCAAAAAAAUUUUUAUUCAUGAAAUUUUUUUCGUGAUUUUUCCAUGUGUAUGAGCAUGGGUUGGAGUAUGAAAAUUUUCGAAAAAAAAUUUUUUGUUUUUUUCUGUUUCAAAAGUUGACUGGUCCAAGUAAUCAUGACUACGCUGUCAAAACUCACAGAAAAAAAUUUUCCAAAAUUUUCCACUUCCAAAAAGAUCUUUUUAGGUGGCAGUGAUUUAUACGCGAUGAUUGCCUUUUGUCGGAAAAAAAUUUAGUCCCGAAAGCAAAAGAAGGACAAUGCUCAAAAAGUAAAGCCUUAAAAAGUUAUAUUUUUUUAUUAUUUUUGAAAUUUUACUCUCGACAAAGUCUGACUGGAAAGGAAACUUUCACUAACAUCAUUGUAAUGAAUUUAUUCAGGAGAUUACGGUUCUAGUUGUAAAAAUUUAGUCACUAGUAAAAAGUGCUUCAAAAAGUUUUUUUCAGCAAAAAGCUUAAAAAAACUUGCAUUUCUUUCAUUCUCAUAGAGCCGUAUGUGCGCGUUGAGGUCUGAAAAAAACCAUGAAAAAAAAUUUUUUUCUGUGAGUUUUGACAGCGUAGUCAUGAUUACUUGGACCAGUCAACUUUUUGAAACAGAAAAACAAAAAAAUUUUUUCGAAAAAUUUUUCAUACUCCAACCCAUGCUCAUACACAUGGAAAAUCACGAAAAAAAUUUCAUGAAUAAAAUUUUUUUGACAAAAAAAUAAGUCCAGGUGUUUAUAAAGGUUGAAAAAGAAGGUUUUCUCAUGUUUCUACGCUACAAAACUCAAGAAAGGAGCAGUUAGACGGAAUUAUCCAAAAAAGGAAAGAUUGCAAAAAAAUUUUUUUUUUUGCAAUGUUUUUUUUUGCAAAAUUCCGUUUGUGUUCAGUUAUUCAGAAGAGAUCAUUCAGUAGUAUAAUUAGAUAUAAAAAAUAUUUUCAUAUCUGACAGAAGUUUUCAAGACUAAAAUUGAUUUUCGUUUUACUCCUGUUUAUAUUUUUGUGGAAGUGAACUUUUUUGAUUGAAACUGAAAACGUGUAGUUGUUUUUUAAAAGAAAAAAGCUUAUCAAUUUUUUUUUAACUUUUUGUAAUUCUCCUUUUUCAGGCAAACAACCUCUGCUUGAAUCCCGAACUUUUGGCCUCGUUCAUCUCCUCUACUCCCAGUAUUUUCUCCACAAACGGCACUUCUUUCGACUUAUCGCAGAGUAUUUCUCAGAAGGUUAUAUCAGAAGUUUGGUUUUUUGUUUCAAAUUCGGAGUUACAGAUCAAUUGCUGCAAUGGCGCAAAGAGAGAACUCCCUAAAGCACGUGAGUAACUAUAAAUCCCUUUUCCCGAAACCAGCCUUCAAGUCCUUCAUCAAUAAUUUUCUCGUCGCUUUUAUCUCUUAAAUGUUAUCAACCAUCCUUUCAUAUUUUUUCCCUAUAGUUAUGUUCAAACUUCUGAGAUAUCAUUUUUUUUUUUCGAAAUUCUUGUGUUCGGAAGCCUCUUGAAGCUUCUUCUUCUUGCAGACGAAGUCAACGGGAAGGUGCGGCGUGGAAGGAUUGUCUACACGCAGAAAGAGCUGGUGUGUCUGAGCUAUAACUAAAGAGACAACUCGGAUCUGUUUGAGGACAUCCUGGAAAAGUACUACAACGAGGACGCCAACGCCUGUGCGGACCCUGUCAAGCGGCGGCAGCUCUGCUCCAUUCUCGAAGUCGACUAUCACAGGGUACCGCCAUUUCUCUCAUUUUAGACUUCCUCUGCACUAAUAAGUUUUUUUUAAUGUGUAUAUUCAUUUUCUGUGAGACUAAAAACGGCUCAUAACUUUUAACCUCUAAUGAUUUGAUGUUUUCUUUUAAUUUCAAAAAAGCAAUUUGUCCAAAAAAUCGGAGAAGCAAAACCAUUCAUUGAAUUUUUUUGCUGCGGAGACAAAAAAAGAGGCCAGACGCCUGGUAAAAAUCUUGUCUUUCCAGCAGUCUUUUGGCUUCACUUUUCUAUUCCAGCUGAAAGUUUGGUUCCAAAACCGGCGACGAAAAGACAAACUUCGGACGAUGAACGACGAAGAAAUGAACAGCGCGGCCCUUCACGAGACCCUCUCAUCUCUCCUCUGA
This is a messenger RNA of Caenorhabditis auriculariae, 10110 nucleotides long. The record is from the annotation of a GenBank genome assembly. Lineage: Eukaryota; Metazoa; Nematoda; Chromadorea; Rhabditida; Rhabditidae.